Fundulus heteroclitus (mummichog) is the source of this 783-nucleotide messenger RNA. RefSeq names its product PYD and CARD domain containing. The coding region runs from base 140 to 700 and encodes 186 amino acids. The record is from RefSeq and is a predicted model, not a curated record. Gene Ontology annotation, biological process: innate immune response; inflammatory response; regulation of apoptotic process. NCBI's taxonomy places the organism in Eukaryota, Metazoa, Chordata, Actinopteri, Cyprinodontiformes, Fundulidae. The transcript has 3 exons.
UGCAACAGGGUGGAUCCAACCGCGGUGUGGAUCCACCGUGAGAUACAGAAGACGAAAGUUUGAAUUUGUUAAGGAAAAUUUACUUUCAUUCGUCCGGCUUGCGUGCGUUUUUCGUCCAGCUUUUUAAUUUUUAUGAGAAAUGGCUCCAAAAACCCCCAAAAAGGUUUUACGGGACAUUCUGGAGGACCUGAAGGAUGCCAACUUCCAGAAGUUCCGCGACGAACUCCUGGAGCGAAAGGAUGGUGUGAAAACGAGCCAGGUGGAGGGGAAAGGCUUUCUGGACGUUGCAGAUGUCAUGGUGUCAGUUUAUACCGAGAAGAAGGUUCUGCUGGUGGCCGAUGAGAUCCUCAGAGAGAUCCGCUGCCAUGGAGCGGCGGACGAACUGGCCGAAGCGGCUAAAAAGGCAGGUUUUCCAUACCAAGGUGGUGCUUCCGGUGAAGAGGAGCACUUUGUGGACCAACACAUGGUUGAGCUGGUCCAGAGCGUGACCAGCAUUGCACCCAUUUUGGACAAGCUGUUAAAAGCCAAAAUUAUGCAAGAUGAAACUUACGAUGAAAUCAGCGCCCUACCCACCUGUCAGGCCAAGAUGAGAGCGCUCUACAGAGGACCGUUGAAGGCCAGCAAACGCUGCAAAGAUGUCUUCUACGAAAUCCUGGAGGAACUAGAACCUUUCCUCAUUAAAGACCUCAUGGGGAAAUAAAUCCUGGGUGGGAAAUCAAAUUAAUUUUAGACAGAGAAUCAAGACAAAUUUCUUGUAAUUGAAUAAAAAAAGUUUGACUUGUU